CUCUGUUGUAUAUAUAUUUCCCUUAUAACCAAAGGAUGAAGGCAGCUUGAAAAUUGCUCAAUUUUUCAGUAGGUCAUUAGCUAAGCUUUUGGCUUCUCCAAUUGAGAGAGAAAAAUGGAUUCCUUUGCUGUAAACUCAAAGAAAACACUCCAUGUUCGCUCAAAUAGCUUGCCCUCAAAGCCCCAUCCAAUUGUUAACCAAGUUGAUGAACAUUUGUGCAGAUUGAAGUCCUCUGAAGCCACUUCUUCAACUUCCUCUUUAUGCCAAAGACUCAGUAGCCUCCAUGAUUUGCAUGAUUGCAUUGAUAGUUUACUUCUUCUACCAUUCACCCAACAAACUCUUGUUAAUGAGAGUGAUAACAAAUGGACUGAUGACUUGCUAGAAGGAUCUUUGCGGGUCUUAGAGUUGUGUGAUAUUGCUAAGGAUGCAUUGUUGCAGACAAAAGAAUGUGUGCUUGAACUAGAAUCGGUUUUGCGUAGAAGAAGAGGUGAAGAUGUCAUUGCAAGUGAUCUUCAGAAAUGCUUGAGUUCUAGGAAGAUGAUAAAGAAGGCAGUCCACAAGACCUUGAAAGGAAUCAAAAGCAACUAUUCUCAGCAAAGUGAAGAAAAUUCAGCAACUGUAAAUUUGUUAAAAGAAGUAGAAGCAAUCACAUUCAGUACUGUUGAAUCAGUAUUGUCCUUCAUAGCAGGACAAAAGUUGCCAUCAAAGUUGAGUCGAUGGUCCUUUGUCUCCAAGCUGGUACAAACCAAAAGAGUUGCCAGCAAAGAUGAAGAUGCAUAUGAAAAUGAGGUAGAAAUGUUGGAUGCCGCUCUGUUUGCAAUUGCCAGCCACACAAGCGAUAAAUCCUUCAGCUUGCAGAACCUGCUGAGGAAAUUUGAGUCAAGUAUUCAAGAUCUUGAAGAAGAUCUUGAGAGUCUACAAAGGCAUCUAAUAAAAAAUAGAGUCUCUCUUCUCAAUAUCCUAAAUUACUAAGUAUGGAACUUAGAUAAUAGUAAUGGUCAAUGCCAUGAGAACUCAUUUUUGCUAAAUGUAAACACCAAAGUGUAUAUAUAUACAUUUCUAUUGUUAUGAGAAUCAACUCUUUGAAGCAAAAUCAGAUUUUGCGUUUAGUAUAAUCAUCUUCCCCAGCCAAUUAUUUUCCACUAUUUAUAUUGAUCAGUGUGCUGUGCUAUGUUUC
Molecule: messenger RNA, 1177 nt
Organism: Benincasa hispida (wax gourd)
Lineage: Eukaryota; Viridiplantae; Streptophyta; Magnoliopsida; Cucurbitales; Cucurbitaceae
Biological process (GO): root development; shoot system development
Source: RefSeq, a predicted model, not a curated record